ACGAGUCAAUUGAUAAAUCAGAACACCUGAUACUGUGCCAUUCUUUAAAGGCUUAAAGGCACUGUGUUUGUUUUCUUCCUGGAAUAGUCUGAAGCCUGUAACCAUCAUGGAUCUGUGGUUCAGCAGUCUCUUUCUGGUAGUGGGGUUGUUCCUGAGCAGCUCGGCCCAGACACCCGAAGAAUGCAAACCCUUGGUCACGCCUUUGUCUAUGGCCGACCUCUCUGUGAUGUACGGACGGAUGAACUUCCUCGUGGGUUACGUUGACAAUGGCAUAUUUAACGACAUUCUGAAAACAACUGAGAGCUCCUGGGUGAACAUCUCGAUGUCCACAUCAAGCCCCAAUGACCUGGUCAUGGCUGAGCACAACAAGAUAAAUGGAACUUGCAUGCGUUCAAACUUCACAGUAAAUAUUGAAGGCGAUACUGCAAAAGUCGAAAUGGCCAAGGUCAGCUCCACGUUCCAAUCUCUGCCAACCUGUGACGGAUGUAUGGUCUUCAGCAUCAACAGCACCAGCAUGGACAUCAACAUCUUACUUCAGAAGAUGAACUUUAGCAGCCCUAUAGACAAGCCUGAGUUCAACGCUCGUACACUUUACCUGUUGGCCAGGGGGACGACUCUUGAGGAAUCAGACCUGGAAGUUUUCAAAAAGCAGGCGAGCUGUCUUGGUUUCACAGGAGAACCGAACUUCCACUACAACCCUGAGAAUGAAUUCUGCAAAGAAGGCGAAGGUGUUAUGAUCAUCGCCUGAAGUAGUUACAAAAGUUCCAUGACUAAUAUGUUCAACUGAAUUUGUGGAAGUAAAGAAACAAAAUCUGUCUCAUAAA
Molecule: messenger RNA, 824 nt
Organism: Labrus mixtus (cuckoo wrasse)
Lineage: Eukaryota; Metazoa; Chordata; Actinopteri; Labriformes; Labridae
Exons: 6
Coding region: 107-748 (213 amino acids)
Source: RefSeq, a predicted model, not a curated record